Molecule: messenger RNA, 2805 nt
Organism: Saccostrea cuccullata (small rock oyster)
Lineage: Eukaryota; Metazoa; Mollusca; Bivalvia; Ostreida; Ostreidae
Product: N-terminal kinase-like protein
Exons: 20
Coding region: 113-2779 (888 amino acids)
Biological process (GO): protein phosphorylation
Molecular function (GO): ATP binding; protein binding; protein kinase activity
Source: RefSeq, a predicted model, not a curated record
AAGUGCGCAUGUCUCAAUAUUUGUGACACGACUCCCAAAUCCACGCAAUGAAAUACUUGAAAGUCUCUGUAAAAUAAUCCUUUUGAUAUGAAUUAAGUAGGUUUGUUGAUUAAUGAAUAUGUGGUCAUUUUUUUCUCGAGACCCGGCCAAAGACUUUCAUUAUGAUAUAGGAGAAAAGAUAACUGGCCUUGAAAACAAGUCGAUUUGGGCUGUUCAUCAUGGCAAAAAGAAGGGAACAGGAGAACCUGUCACCAUAUUUGCUUUUGAUGUGAAAUCAAGCAGUGAAUCACAAGUACAGGUGGCUAAAGGGGCAUUUAAGAGGAUCAAAACUCUCAGACAUCCAAACAUAGUAUCUUUCUUGGAUGGAGUUGAGACAGAUAAAGUAAUCUACUUUGCCACAGAAGCAGUUUUACCCCUUGAAAAUUAUCUAAAUGAGAGUGAAGAAAAUCGGAACCUAAUGGCAAUAUCAUGGGGCAUCCAUCAAGUGGCUAAAGGUUUGUCAUUCCUCAUCAAUGAUUGUAACCUGAUCCACAACAAUGUGUGUCUGUCCUCUGUGUUUGUCAAUCAGGCAGGGGAGUGGAAACUAGGGGGUGUGGACUAUAUGUACCCUGCUCAGGGGCAGGACAGUGUGCCUCCUGUUAAAAUCCUCCCCUUGUUGGACAGAUAUGAUCCCCCAGAAAAGUUAGAAAACAGAAGAGGUGCAAGAACAGAGAAAUGGUCAACAGAUAUGUGGGGUCUGGGUUGCUUGAUAUGGGAGGUGUUUAAUGGCCCACUGUCUCAGACUAGUGCUCUCAAAUCAGUGGGAAAGAUUCCAAAAUCUUUAGUGCCAAAUUACUGUGAAUUAGUUGGAGCCAAUCCAAAGUCUCGUCCCAAUCCUGCCAAAUUCAUAGAAAGCUGUAGAACUGGUCAUGGGUUUAUGCAGAACUCAUUUGUCAAGACAAUGCUCUUCUUGGAUGAAAUUCAGAUCAAAGAUCAGUCAGAGAAAACAAAGUUCUUUGCCAAUCUAGCACCAUCAUUAGACGAAUUUCCAAAAGCUUUCUGUAAAAAUAAGAUUCUGCCCCAGUUACUGAAUGCAUUUGAAUACGGUGAUGCUGGCUCCCACAUUCUAGCUCCACUUUUCAAGAUUGGAAAAUUUCUGGAUGCAGAGGAAUACCAGAGUAGAAUUGUUCCCUGUGUGGUCAAACUAUUUACCUCUCCUGACAGAGCCACGAGAGUCAAACUUCUACAGCAGAUUGACACUUUUGUGGAGUACCUCCAGGCAGCCACUGUAAAUGACAAAAUUUUUCCUCACAUUAUCCAUGGCUUUACAGACACAAACCCUGUGGUUAGAGAAUCUACAAUUAAGGCUAUAGUUUUUAUUGCCCCCAAACUGAACUACAAGAACUUAAAUGAGGAGGUGAUGAAACACUUUGCCAGACUACAGGCCAAAGAUGAUCAGGGUGGUAUAAGGACAAACACAACAGUGUGUCUAGGGAAGAUAGCAUGUCAUCUGAAUCCACAAGUGAGACAGAAGAUGAUAUCCUCUGCCUUUCUGAGGGCCCUGAAGGAUCCAUUUCCCCCAGCCAGGCAGGCUGGAAUCUUAGGCAUGGCGUCCACCCAGAACUUCUUCACAUUGAAUGAAAUAGCUCAGAGGUUAUUACCAGCAAUGUGUUCCAUGACCAGAGACCCAGAAAAGGGGGUCAGAGAUCAGGCAUUCAGGGGAAUAAAAUGCUUUGUAGAAAAGUUAGAAAAGGUUUCAGAAAAUCCAGAGUUAGAAGCAGAGAUGGAGAAGGAUGUUCUGUCUGGGGGUUCUACAGUCUCCAGCAGUGCUGCCAGCUGGGCGGGGUGGGCGGUGACAGGGGUGUCUUCCCUGACAUCCAAACUGUACAAAAAGGACGGUACCAGACAGAAGGCAACUGGAUCACCAGGACCAGCACAAAAUGUUGGUGAACUUCCAAAAAAGCCUACUCCAAAACCAGUGAGUGAUAAUCCAUCAGCCCCAGAACCAAGUCAGCCUGAGGAGACAGGGUGGGACGAGGAAGGAUGGGGAGAUAUUGAUGAUACUCUGGAUAAUGAGGAGGAGUCGAGUGAGACUAAGCCUCGGGCCACUGAUGGCUGGGAGGACAAUGAUGAGGAGGACUGGGGCAGUCUGGAGGAUACGGCCCCAAAGAGUGUUGGUCAGGAAAAAUCAUCAGGCAGUUCCAUGAAGCUUGGUUCUAAAAAAGCCGAGGAUGAGUGGGGAGGGGACUUUGGUAAUGAAUUUGUGAGUACCGAGGACAGCGGCCUAACAAUGGCAGGGGAAUACAACUGGGGGAAUACAUCAGAAACUGCCCAGGAAGACUUCUUUUCCUCAGCUAUGGGACUUCCAAAACAAAAACCAGCAAAAACAAAACCGAAAUCCAGUCCAUCCAGUUCUAGAUCCAGUCCGGCGCCAUCUGGUGUUGUAGCUAGUCAACAGAAGGCUUCAAAAGUGGAGUCUGGGUGGGACGUAGAAGACUCAGGGUGGGGGACAGAGGAGUGGGGGCCUGUGGGGUCCACCAACAAGACCACAGUCCAGAGUCGCCCAGCUAAACAGAAGAGUCCUAGUCCUCCCCAGGACACCUCGGGAUGGGGCGAUUCAGGCUGGGGGGACGGUGACGACUGGGGAGCAGGUACCAACAAAAUUGAUGAAGCAAGGAGGAAAAAGGAAGAAAGAGAAGAAAAGAGAUUACAAAGGCAGAGAGAGAUAGAGGAAAGACGUGCAGCCAGGAAAGGAGGAGGGGCACUAAAACUAGGGGCUAAAAAGACAGCUCUAGAUUGAUCAGGAAAGGAGGAGGGGCACUAAAA